Messenger RNA from Chaetomium strumarium, 1454 nucleotides. RefSeq lists its product as uncharacterized. The transcript has 3 exons. The record is from RefSeq and is a predicted model, not a curated record. Bases 377 to 1159 code for a protein of 260 amino acids. Lineage: Eukaryota; Fungi; Ascomycota; Sordariomycetes; Sordariales; Chaetomiaceae.
GCGGCAGCAUGGGAGCACAGGAAGUGCUUGCAGCUAGCUCUUUAAUCGAGGCUGACCCCCUCCCUCGCUGUUCCGGCGUUGCGACCCGGACAACAACUGGAGAGGAACAUCGCGAUCAUUGCUGUCGCCAACGACGGAGGGUCGAGAUAGUAGGAUCUCUUGACCGGGAUCUCGAUGUGAGCCGCGUCUCCGCAGCAGCAGCCUCCCGGCACUUCACCGCGGACCCUUGACGGCCAUCCGAGCGGCGCGCAGAUACCAGGCACAGAAGUUAAAUUAAGACCCGGCAGAAAGCGAGCAGAGAGAGAGAGAGAGAGAGAGAGAGAGCGAGCGCGAGCGCGAGAGCGACACCGAAUAACACAUUUACGCGACGGCCGUAAUGGGUUCCUACAGAAUUCUGCGUCGGCCAUGGAGGGCUAAGAAACCGCUGUACUGGGGCAUGGUUCCCGAACUGGCUGGCACUAUCGCGUGUCUCGUCCUCUUCGCCGUCCAGCGACCGGAUGCCUUCCGGACCAUGUUCUGGCGCAUCGGCUUCGAGAACGGCCUCAACUCCAACCCAAACAUGAUCAUCUACGCCUAUGCGAAUUUCAGACCAUUGCCGAAAAUCCCGUUCGUCUGGUCACAGACACUGACUGACUUCAAUGUCGCCAUCUCUAUCGUAUCUCUCUUCAUCCUUCUGGCCAAGAUGAUCGCCACUAUCAUGAAGGUCUUCUACCCGAUCUUCGGCGUCAUCAUCGGUCUCUCCAUGACGGCCCUCUACGCCACAAGCGUUGGCGGGCAGGCCGGCCCCGACUACGCCGACGCCCGCUACCCGAGCCCGGUCCCCUGGUACAUCCGAAUGAGCUGCGAUAUUGCAAGGCCCUACGGUGCGGCCAAGAGCUGUUACUUGGCCAAGGGCGCGUUUGCCGUGACCGUGUUUAUGAUGACCGUAUACGUGUGCCAAUCCGCCUUCGCCAUCUGGGCAAUGCUCCCCAACAAGGAGCUCGACAUGGAGGAUGAUUCGGAUGACGAUGACUAUGGGCCCAGCCAAAAGGGCAAGGACAAGGGCGUGGCGGUAUCCGUCGAGUUGCAGCCGACCCCGCCGAGUCAGCAGAUGCCGUUUACGCCCCGGACGCAGGCAUUCCAUACUUUGGACAGGAAACUGCCGCUUCGCUACAGCUGAGGCGGCCGUAGGCUGUUGUGUACGAGCAUAUUUUCUUUUUCUUUUUUGAGGGAGCGUUCACAGAGCUGUGUUGUGCCGCUGCUCUGCUGGUCGGGGCAGAACCUCGUCGCCCUGGGAGCAACAUGGAGUUAAGGCUGCUGGAAUAUCCACAAUGCCCAGAUGGGCUGUAAUAGCUGGACCUCCUCGCUCAUCUCCAAGGGUCAUUAACUAGUUAAUUUGGUGGGCGCCUACCAGCUUUGGGUUCACUCGUUCUCAGCCACGAGGAGUCGGGGGUUAGAAUGACAUGACCAGAUGA